AUGUUCGUCCUUGCCGACAUCCAAGACACAAUCAGUGUGCACCCGUCGGCAUUCGGCCAACCGUCGCUGACAAGCAUCUCGGACCAGAUCAACGUCAAAUACGCCAACAAGAUUCUCGUCGAUGUUGGACUCUGCAUCUCGCUCUUCGACAUUCUCAGCUGUUCCGAGGGCAAGGUACGCUUUGGCGACGGAUGUCUCUACCACCACGUUACAUUCCGACUCAUCGUCUUCCGGCCAUUUACGCAGGAAGUGCUGACGGGCAAGAUCAAGUCUUCGGACGAAGCGGGGAUCCGCAUCACGCUCGGAUUCUUUGACGACAUCUACGUGCCCUUCCAUCUGAUUCCCAAGCCGUGCGCGUUUGACCACCAGGAGCGUGCGUGGUUCUGGUUGUACGAAGCGCGGACGGAGCAGAUCGCGGCGGACCCGCUGCUCAGCCAGCAGGACGAGAGGAUGUACUUGGACACGGCAGAGGCAGUACGCUUUACCGUCGAAUCCGACGCCUUCUGGGACGCAGAGCCAGGCCCCGGCGCAGCUCCGGGUGCAGCCGACCCCUCAGCCCACCACAACCAGCACACGGCCAAAGAGACCAGACCGCACUACAGCAUCACCGCUAGCAUCGCCGGGAGCGGACUGGGCCUCGUCUCGUGGUGGACUGGCGCCGAAGCAGCUGCUGGCCAAGAGGAGCAGUAUGCAGAAGAAGAACCGCAGCAAGAGACGCUGGAAGAAGCGGGUCAAUAG
This is a messenger RNA of Sporisorium graminicola, 738 nucleotides long. RefSeq lists its product as uncharacterized. The coding region runs from base 1 to 738 and encodes 245 amino acids. The record is from RefSeq and is a predicted model, not a curated record. The transcript has a single exon. NCBI's taxonomy places the organism in Eukaryota, Fungi, Basidiomycota, Ustilaginomycetes, Ustilaginales, Ustilaginaceae. Gene Ontology annotation, biological process: transcription initiation at RNA polymerase III promoter; DNA-templated transcription. Gene Ontology annotation, cellular component: RNA polymerase III complex.